GUGCGCAACAUGCGCAAGGGCUCGCCCAGCGACGGGCUCAGCGACGACCAGCGGGAGGCGGCUGCACAUCACCUCGAGGGCCAGUACAUGCGGCUGUGGGUCACGCCUGUGAUCAGUGCCCUUUGCAAGCAUGACGACAACAUCCGCCGCAUGCUGGCCAAGCACGUCUGCCCGAAUCUGUUCCGCACGUUCCCGCACAUUGUCACCGAGAUCCUGAAAUCGCUGACCAGGCACCUGCCCUACCAGCAGCCGCUGCCAUCAUCAUCGAUGGGCCGCAAGCGCUCGCUGUCGAUCUCGGAACAAGUGCUGGAGGCCAGCCGCCAGCAUGCACUGAUCAUUGUGCUGAAAGUGGCAAGGUCGCUGGAUCUGAUUACCAUCGGACAGCUGGCCCGCGUCGACUCGGAGCAGGAGCAGCAGCCAACUGGCGAAGUCAAGCUCGCUGAGGGCACCAGAGCACCGCUGAUGGCGAUGCUCAACCAGGCGGUCUACCACCCCGACUGGUCGGUGCGUGCCGAUAUGCUUGGGCUGCUGUGCGAGGCCCGCCGUCUGUCGACGCCGCUGUCCAAUGUCGAGUUCGAUCUGCUGUUCAAGCUUUUGCGCGUGUCCUCCAAUGCCACGUCGGCAGAUUUCCGCCAGCAGCAGUACAGCGCCUUGACUAUGCUGGCCACACGCCUGGUCAGCAUAGCCACACAUGCUCACCGGAUCGUCACGACGGGCAGGCCGCCAGUGCCGUCGCAGAAGGUGCGGCACCGCGAGAAGGCCAAGCGUGAAGCUGCUGUGGCAGAUGGGCUGGCUCAGGGCAAGACCGAGGAGCAGGUGCUGCGCGAGCUGGGCAUUCUGUCGCAGGACGAGAUGGUUGCGCAGGCCCGUGCCACGCUGGAGGGUGUCGAGCGGGCUGUUAACCAGUGGGUGGAUCUGGCCGUGCGCGGAUGCCUGUAUCCGGGAGCUGGCUUUGCCAAGGUUGCAAUGGGGCUCAAGUGGCUGGACAUUCUGACGCGUUUCUUCACUCCGGGGCGCCCUGCCCAGGCACCCGAUGACUCGAUGCUGACCAUCGCCAAUGCUGGCUCAAAUGUCACCGCGAACGAGGUUAUUCCGGUGCUCACACACGUUCUCCUCGACGACCCAUUUGAUACCAACCGAUCCAGCGCCUUUGCGCUGCUGACUGAGUGGCCCCUGGUGGCCGCUGGCAGUGCCAGUGCCGAAAAGGCAGCCAAGAGCUGGGCUGACAGCCUGCUCCGGCGCGCGUUGCGCUUGGUCAACAACACCAGAGCCGGCGAGAGCGAGAGCGGUGCGCUGAUCAUCCGCUGGCUGUUCCGCAAGUGCCAGGACGCCGCGGCAAAGAACCUGCUUGAUGCAGCGCAGAACUACCCGCUGCACGGCCUCCUUACCGCCGCACACUAUGUCGCCGAGGAGGUCGAUUUCGAGUCGCGGGCUGUCCAGCAGAACGCGCAUCUGUGGAAGCAGUGGCUCGCGGAUCUGUCUGGCUCAGCCAUCGAGAUCAGCAACAUCGUGCUUGGCGUUCUGACCAGCGCGUCACCCGAAGGCAACAUCCCAUCGUCGUUUAGAGAGAUGGAGACAAAGAUCGACGAGAUCAUCAAGUCGUCGACGGCCAUUGUGGAUGCCGACGCCCAAGUCCGAUAUUGGUGGGAUGACGACGAGGUCCUGGUGGGACCACGGCAGCAGGUGAUUCUCUCGUACUGCUGGCGAGCAAUCAAGGAGGUGGCCGGUCUGCUUGCCGUUGUGGCCACCAGCCCGCCAGGCACUGACCUGGUCCACGACCGAGUCGAGCCGCUGCUGGACGAGUCGAAGGUGGGCGAAAUCGGCGACCUCCUGCGCACACUGCUGACGUCGAUCCGCCACCGCGGCGCUUUCUCCGGCAGUCCACCCGGCCUGAGCCGCAGAGUCGCGCAGUGGCUCGAGCAGUGUCUGGACAUCGUCACGAUCUGCCAGGUCUCGGUCACGCGGCGCAGCGCGGGCUGGCCGCUCUGCCUGCUGGCGAUUCUGACGUGUGAUAAAAACGCAACGCAGGCACUGCUGCCGCGCGCUAUGGACCGUAUUUUUGCGCUGGCCACCGACCUCCACGUCGAUCCCGAACCUGUAAACACUGCAGUCAAUGUGGACUCGGCGGGUGACGGCACAGUGGACCUACCGCAGGUGCAUGCUAUCAACAUGCUGCGCGUGCUGCUUGACGACAAGACGCUUGCCAUGCGUAUGUUCCUCUCGCUGACUGGGCUGCGCUCACGCCACUGGGCCAUCCGCAACGUGUGCGGGCUGCUGUACGCGGCCCUGACGCGUCGCGUUUUCGGCGCCAACAAGGCGCGCGAGGAGACCAUCUACGACGGCAUCACCGGCCGCGAGCUCUUGAAGGACGCAGUCGACCAGAUGGCCGAGGCCGACAUCGUCGAGCACUCAGCCGAAAUGCUGCAGGAGGCUGUUGGCGAUGCUGAGUUGCCCGAUUACGACCCCGUUGGUGCGGUGAUGCGUAGCGGCGCCCGCCUAAUCCACCCAGCGCUCUAUCCGUGCCUGAUCCUGCUUGCCCGCCUGCAGCCGUCACCCAAGGAGCUCGAGAAGCCCGAUGAUAACACUCCUGAGCCCUUCACUGUCGCUGCUGCCAGCGUACCCCUGAACGUUCCUGCUGCUACCGGCCACCAGCGCCAGCCGAGCCAGGCCGAGAUUGCCGCAUCAGUUGGUGUGCUUGCUACGUCGCCACACUCGGAGUCCGCCUCCGCUGCGGUUGCGCCGCCGAUGAACCUGGACCAAGAACCGAUGACCAAGGUCAAUGAGCGCAACUCGACUGUGCACGUGACCUCGGCCUCCACCAUGCUCACCAUGUACUCGUUCACCGAGCUUGUCGAGAUGUGCGUCGACAGCCCCGUCUUCAAGACUCGCGAAAUGGCUGCCCGCGCCUUUGCUCCACUGAUCCCCGGCGACAAGGCUGUAUCUGUGGUUCUGGCGCUGCUUAAGAGCAUCCGUCAGAACGGCAAUGCCAUCCUGACCAACAGCUGCCACGGCGUACUGUGUCAGGUCCAGGAGCUGCUGCGCGUGCAUUGGCGCCAGGGCAACUCCACCGAUUCCAUGCGUCGCGCCUUUGUCAUGCAGGUCUUCCCGGCACUGACUUCGCUGUGGCCACAGCUGAUACAGGGUGCCGAUGAUGGCUGCUACGCCCAGUCAGCCGAUGACGUGUCGGACAUGGUGCGCUUCAAGUAUCUGUGCAUUAUCAACGAGUAUGUGGCACGUGGCGAGGACUGGCUGCUGGCUGGCGUCGACGAUUUGUCACUGAUCAAGACUACAAAGCUUGUUUUGUCGCGGUUCCGCAUCUCCAUCCUAUACGGCUUCCUGCACCCGCUGUUCUCUAAUCCCGACACACUGGUGGCCAUCGGUGGCGCCCAGAUCCCCGGCGCCUUUGGUACGCUCCAGGAGCUGACCAGCCUGCUGCUGGCCUGCAUCGACGACACAACCGCUGCAGUUCUGCAGGACGACGGUACCGUGCAGCUCGAGGUGGACACUUCCCCAUAUGCUGCUGAGGGUCGCCAGGUGUCGUAUAACCCGUGGGUUGUGUUUGAAAACAUCCUCACCAACAACGAGUUCUACGAGGCCAAGAUUGUGCUGCUGGACUGGCUGAUUGCCCACAUUAGCACCGGCCAGAUCGAGAUAUUUGAGCGCAUCGGCAUCCUCAAUCUCCUCAGCUUCCUUCGCGCGAGCGAGCUCCCUGGCACCAUACAGCCGGCGCUCGACCCACUGGUGCGCUCCAAAUCCAUCCUGCUGCUGGCCCUCAAUGCCCGCUUCUGCCCGCUCUCCGUUGCCACCUCGUUCGUGCAGUACCAGGGUGCUCUCCUCCAUCUGCUCCAACAGUGUGCAGCAGUCGUCCACAAGCGGUCGAUUGAAUGGGCCGCGUACCUGCUCAAGUGGACUGACCCGGAGCGCGCAGUGCCGUACCGCGAGGCUGUCAGCAGAGCUGUGAUCCGGUACAGCAUGAUCAAGCGCUUCUAUACGGGACCGGACGGCGAAGUCGACAUUCCUUUUAAUCCGACCAGCGAGGAAAUCCUGCGCAUGUGCUUCUGGAGGCUCCUGCAGGACGAUGACGAGGACAUCCGCGAGUUCAUGGCCAAGCACAUUUCCAGGCGUCUGGGCAAGGAAUUGGCCUGUGAUCAAGCGUGUGAGCAGAUUAUCGACAGGUUCACUCCUCUCGGGAACCAGUAUCCGCACAUGCUGGUCAGUCACUGCUUCGAGCACCUGCUGAGAUCGAGCAGCGGCAAGGUGGUUGUGCAGACGGCUGUGAGCCCGAACCGCCGUCUGUUUGAGCAUGAGAACCCAAACAUCUACAUUGACGAGUUCCGCAACUUGCAGCUCGCAUACCGCGCCCUGAUCAACCUGGCGGCCAUGUUUGAGGACUCGCCCACCGCCUGCAAAGAAUUCAUGGACCGCGGAAUGUUGUGCGAGGAAGCUCUGUCGCUGGCUCAUGCAGCACUGCUGGAUGCCAAGCAUCAGAUUAGCGAUAACGGUGUCGAAAUUUCAGGCACCCUUGGUGCAACAUCGUUGCCAGUGCUGUUCUCGCACAUCCAGUCGUGGAUCCUUGGUGCACGAGUCGCCGUGUUCGCUGCUUCGCGAAUGACAGGCCAUGGCGGUGCAGAGAGCCUGCACAAGAUCGUGUCAUGUAUCGAAGGCAUUUUGGCGUCGGCUGAAAUCCAGCCGCUGCAUCCGUGGGUCCUGCGGUCUCUGACCGCAGAGCCAGUUUCCAAGGACAUGGCCAUGGCAGAUCUGUAUCUGCUCACCUGCGUCGAGUAGCGGUUUUACUUUACAUAUCAUUUUUUUUACUUAGAAUUGACGUCGCUGCCUG
Messenger RNA from Linderina pennispora, 4837 nucleotides. RefSeq lists its product as uncharacterized. Lineage: Eukaryota; Fungi; Kickxellomycota; Kickxellomycetes; Kickxellales; Kickxellaceae. The transcript has 12 exons. Bases 10 to 4785 code for a protein of 1591 amino acids. Gene Ontology annotation, biological process: tRNA methylation. Gene Ontology annotation, cellular component: cytosol. The record is from RefSeq and is a predicted model, not a curated record.